Molecule: messenger RNA, 1863 nt
Organism: Lasiodiplodia theobromae
Lineage: Eukaryota; Fungi; Ascomycota; Dothideomycetes; Botryosphaeriales; Botryosphaeriaceae
Product: Transcription factor c2h2
Exons: 4
Coding region: 1-1863 (620 amino acids)
Source: RefSeq, a predicted model, not a curated record
AUGGAACCAUCUGAAUCUGCAUGUCGAGGCAAUGUCGAGCCGAUACUCGGCGAUCACCUGGAUCCACCACCCCAGCCGGAGAACACAUCGGGCCUUGAAACUGUACGACUAUUCAAAUCGUGCGAUAGCCUUUUCCGCAAGCUUCUGCAAGUCGACAACUCAGAAUACCGAGGCGCCAUAGUUUACGAAUACAAGGCGUUCAUCCUCUGGACCGACGGGUUCGAUGUUGCAAAAGGCAAUCUUGAAACCAUACUACUCGGCUCUGAACGUUUGCGCCAGACAGUCGUCCGCCUCUUUGCUUCAAUUGAAAGCACAUUGCAAUUUCUUGAAUGUCCUGAGAAUGCAUCACUCUCCUCACGUUUCCCAACCGAUGACUCGGAUUCGUCCGAUGACAACGUCUCAGAUGAUGGUUCAGAAAGCGGCCGCAAUGGAGAAGAGAUAAAUCAGAAUGCUGCGCAGGCUGCUGUAGGUAUCUCGGACAAUCCGCCUCUACACAUAGAGGAACUUUGCAAAGAGGCUAUCCAGGACCUGAAGACCGACAUCCAGUGCCUCAUUGACAUUACUCCAUCGUUAGAGCACCCCCCAGUGCAUUUCAGAUCCGCAAGGGCUUUAUCAGCUUUCGGUGAAGCCACUGGGAACGUCUCGGCCGGUAUGCCUGGAUCUGACGCAUACUGCCGCUUGAUUCGAGACCGUUUCCCUUAUGCAGACACAAAUCUCACUGAGAUGCUCGGAAGACUGAAUUGGACUAGAUACCAACGGCUCCGCGCCCAGCGAGAAUCAGCUACCACGGAAGAUGAGGACGGUGAUGAUGCAUUGCCCCUCUCUGGCAAAGAGACCGAAGAGAAGAUUGAAGCAAAUCCCGAGGCUGCAGUAGAGAUCCCCGUAGCACCGUCGACAUUCAAGGAUUCGGGUAUUGGUUCUUCAGCACCAUCGACAUUCAAGGAUUCGGGUAUUAGUACUUCAGUACCAUCAAAGGCUCCCUUUGUUCCCUCGGCUUUGUCCACUACAUCGAGCGUUGCGCGCGGUGCGGACGUUCGUGUGCCACCCAUACCAGAGGAGGGAAAGCAAGGUUUGCCGUUCGUGUGCGUUGCAUGUGGCUGUAAGGUUAGAUUCACCGAAAGACGGGGGUGGAAGGAGCACAUAUACGGUGAUCUUCUGCCGUAUACAUGUCUGGUUCCGGGCUGCGCUUCUUCGACCUUUGGCAAUCGCCCAAUGUUCUGGAACCACAUCGUCAUCGUGCACGCAUCAGACUCUGAUGAUGAACAACAGCAAUGCCCGCUCUGCUUUGAGGAGAUGCAGACAGGCCGCUUCGAGUUCGCCACACAUAUUGCACGUCACCUAGAGGAAAUUUCUCUUGCAGCAUUGCGAGCGGCAUUUGAUACCGAAAGUGAUGUUGAGAGUACAACGGAUUCCUACACUGGAGGUGCCGAUACUGAUGUCGAGCGUACCACGCAUGCCGACAUUGCGCACGCCUCUUCAACGGUUGCUGAUGAUAUCCCGGGCAGUCCGGGCUUUUGGAGUGGUUUCCUGAACAUCCCAGAUGCUUUACCGGAUACCAACAUCACGGAUGAUGGUGAUGUUCUGCGCGUACCAUUGUCCUCAAUAGUGCAUGAAGAAGGUGCACCUUCCUCCCAAGUGCCGAUCAGCAGAGACUGGGACUCUAAAGUAUCCGCAGCAAACAGAAAAAAGGAGAAGGCCGAAGGACCCCGCGAAGCCUCAAAACGAGUAAGGAAAAUUGGAGCCUGCGUCAGAUGCCGCAUUGUGAUGAGGGCAAUCCCUGCCAGAGAUGCUGCCGUGACGAAACAAUUCACCGUCCCUUCUUCCAACCAUGUUCACGACAAGAAAUACUUGAUGCUAUCCUAG